CUCAGACCACAGUAUCUUAAAAAUUAAACAAACAGGUGUAAUUAUUGUAUAUAUUUACAGUUGAUAUAUAAUUUAACGAAUACGAAAAUUGAGUACAAAUAUCAAUGAAUAUUAUUUAUAGUUAACAUCCAAAUUUGGAUGAAAAUGAUUUAUUUAAUAACAAAAUAAUAAAAUGUGAUGAUAAGUUAUGGUCAAAUGAAUUAAGUAAUGAAGUACCCAAGAAGUUUGCCUUGGAUUUCAAUAUUAAUAAAGAGACAAUAUAGCUCUAAAUCAUUCAAGAAUCAUUAUGACAGUUUAAAAAUUACUCCAAAAGCUACUCAAAACGAAGUUAAGUCUGCAUAUUUUCAACUUUCAAAACUUUAUCAUCCUGACAAGAACGACAGUGAUGAUGCAAAAGAAAAAUUCCGUAAUAUAUCAGAAGCUUAUGAAGUAUUAGGAAAUCAUGAGAAAAGGAAACAAUAUGACAGACAUCUACAUAUAACAACUCCUACAUCAAAAACAGUAUCAGACUAUCCUAUUUUUCGUGAUCUUUCUCGCAAUAUGAGUUCUGAGGAAUUAAAAAAAGAAGCUGAACGUGUAAAAACAGAAUUUUCACGUCAUGGUGGUGGGUUUGCUACAUAUGAUAUGGAAACUUGGACGAAAGAACACUACGGUAGAAUAUUUCAAGAGACGAUGGAAAAAAAAUAUCGACAAGAAGCUCGUAAGAAAGCGAAAGAAAAAGCUAUAAAAGAUGCUAAGGAUUUACAAAACGCUGAAUUUCUACAUUUUAUAGUUAUGGUGAUCCUUAUAAUCGGUUUUGCAAUUCUUCACUUUUAUUUCAUGCGCCCAAGUGAAAUUCCUCAUGUAAAAAAUUUUGAUAAAACCAAAAAUGAAAAAUAAUGUGUACAGUAGAAAUUGAUGGAAUUCAAAGUAUUUACUGGCUGGAUCAGUAAUAUUUUACCUCAUAGAAACUAAAUAGUGAAAUUGAUAUAUAAAUUUUACAAAAAUAAAUGAAAUUUAAACUAUAUCAAUAUUAUUUAUGUAAAUAGUACGGAAAUGUAAUA
Molecule: messenger RNA, 1043 nt
Organism: Chelonus insularis
Lineage: Eukaryota; Metazoa; Arthropoda; Insecta; Hymenoptera; Braconidae
Product: dnaJ homolog subfamily B member 9-like
Exons: 1
Coding region: 208-879 (223 amino acids)
Source: RefSeq, a predicted model, not a curated record